CAAUACUACGAAAACGAGACCUAGGCUUACGUCUCCCACGUAAUAACACACAUACACAUUUAUAUAUAUUUAUAUAUCUUUAAAAAAAAAAAAAAAUUGUGAUUCAAGCAUACAGACUUGAAUAUGCUGGUUAGGUUGAGUGUAUCGUGGUAUAUCGAGUCAGUUUGUGGCCCCCCCGCCCAGCCAUUUAAUUUUCCUUAUAUGUAUGUACUCGGGACUAUCUUCAAUAUUUUUCACUAUUAGUCAAGCCAAAAAUUUGAAGCCAACUCAUGUUAAAUAAAAAAUAAAUUUCCUGUCUAUUGUUUGAGUAAGAAUACAAAAAGAUUAUACAUAUAUAUAUCUAAAGAAAAAAAAGAUUAAUAAAAAAAAGAUAAAAAGAACAACUCAUCAAGCCUCUCCCUCAUAAAAAAAAAAAAAAAAAAACGAACGAAGAAACGACACGAAGUUAUAUUCAAUAUCAGACAUCAAACUGGCUUUGUGCAUAAAUGCAACAACCAUUGAGUAAAUUAGUGUACAUUAACAAAUUAAAUUUUUUUAUUAAAUUCAGUGUUUAAAUAUGUGAUUGUGAGCCUCACGAAAUUGCAGUGAAAAAAAAAUAAAAACCAAAACUAAUUAAAUUAUAAAAAAAGAUUUAAGAAAAAAAAAAAAAAAAUCUGGGUGGGCUAUUGUGGAGCAAUACGUGUGUGAGAAUUUAGUCAAGAAAAAAAAAAUAAUAAUAUAUAUUAAUAUUAUUUGUUUUGUUUUUUAAAAAUAAUAAUAUAAAUAAAAAAAAUCAAUAAUGUUUCAUCAUGAGUUUGCAAAAAGGUUGCCAAAGCCCUGCAAUGAGGUCAGAUGGGAUACACCAAAUAUACAACCAACAAUGCCAACAAUAUCAUCAUCAUCACCAUCAUCAUCAACAUAUCACCAGCACCAGCACCACCAUCAUCAUCAUCAUCAUCAUCACCAAUCACCAACAAAAUCAAAUAAUAGUUUUGACAGAUUUAUACCAACACGUUUUGGUAAUCAAUGGGAAACAACAUUUGCAAUGAUUAGUGAAAAUAAUCGUAAUGGUAUUGUACAAAAAAAAAGUCGUGAAAAUGGUGAAGGUAGUCGUGAUGGUAUUGCAUAUUCAAGUUUAUUAAAAAAUGAAUUAUUGGGAGCAAAUAUUGAAGAUGUUAAAAGUCAAUCAGAAGAACGUGGAACAGGAAAUAUAUUACAGGGUAAAAAUUUAUUUAAAUAUACAACACCAACAAAAGAUAAAUCAUAUCUUGAUCAUAGUUCAUCAUAUUCAUUAUCACCAUUGAGUGCUAAAAGUCAAAAAUUAUUACGUUCACCACGUAAAACAACACGUAAAAUAUCAAGAAUACCAUUUAAAGUACUUGAUGCACCAGAAUUACAAGAUGAUUUUUAUUUAAAUUUAGUUGAUUGGUCAUCACAAAAUGUAUUAUCUGUUGGUCUUGGUAGUUGUGUUUAUUUAUGGUCAGCUUGUACAAGUCAAGUUACAAGAUUAUGUGAUUUAUCUGGUGAUGGAAAUAGUGUAACAUCAGUUGCAUGGAAUGAAAGAGGUAAUCUUGUUGCUGUUGGUACACAUCUUGGUUAUAUACAAAUAUGGGAUGUUGCUGUUAAUAAACAAGUUGCUAAAUUACAAGGACAUAAUGCUAGAGUUGGUGCACUUGCAUGGAAUGGUGAAGUAUUAUCAUCUGGUAGUCGUGAUAGAUUAAUAUUACAACGUGAUGUUAGAACACCAUGUAUUGUUGGUGAACGUAGACUUGGUGCACAUCGUCAAGAAGUAUGUGGAUUAAAAUGGUCACCAGAUAAUCAAUAUUUAGCAUCUGGUGGUAAUGAUAAUCGUUUAUAUGUAUGGAAUUUACAUUCAUUAUCACCAGUACAAACAUAUACUGAACAUCUUGCUGCUGUUAAAGCAAUUGCAUGGUCACCACAUCAUCAUGGAUUACUGGCAUCUGGUGGUGGUACUGCUGAUCGUUGUAUACGUUUUUGGAAUACAUUAACUGGACAACCAAUGCAAUGUGUUGAUACUGGAUCACAAGUUUGUAAUUUAGCUUGGUCAAAACAUUCAUCUGAACUUGUUAGUACACAUGGUUAUUCACAAAAUCAAAUACUCGUAUGGAAAUAUCCAAGUUUAACACAAGUUGCUAAAUUAACUGGUCAUUCAUAUAGAGUAUUGUAUUUAGCAAUGUCACCAGAUGGUGAAGCUAUUGUUACUGGUGCUGGUGAUGAAACACUUAGAUUUUGGAAUGUAUUCAGCAAAGCCAGGAGUCAAAAAGAAAACAAGUCUGGUCUUAAUCUCUUCACAUCCAUUCGAUAAAUCAUCCUUCCAUUUUUAACAUUAUUAUUAUCAUUAUAAUUAUUAUUUUAUAUUAAAAUAUAUUAUAUUAUUAUUAUCAUUAUUAUUAUUAUUAUUAUUUUGGGGUGGGGGGAAAUAUAUUGAUGAUAAUAAUCUUGAAUUAUCAUUUAUAUUAUUAUUUUUUGAAAUUAAUUUUUUUUUUUGUACAUAAGGCAUAUUAAUGCCUAUCCGUGCAAUAGCCAACUACGUCAAGGGUUCAGAUAUAUACUAUAUUUUAACGAAAAUUAUAAAAGGCUGUUUUUUUUUUUUUUUUUUCUAUUUUUUUUUUUCUUUUUUGUUUUUGAGGGUAAUUUUUUUUGUUUUUGUAAAGUAUUUUUUACUUUCUAAUGAAAUAAAUUAUAUAUAUUUUUUGUUUGCGACAAUUUCGUUUUUUUUCAGUUGAAUCGGGUCAAAGUCAUUUGUACAAAUAUAGACAACGUGGAUUGAUAUGAUUAUACAUUAUUUAUAGAAAAUAUAAAUACAAAAAAAAAGAAAGAAAAAUAAAAAAAUAAGAAAAUAUGAAAUGAAACAAUAUAUAGAUAUUUACGAAUAUAUAAAUGAAAUAAAAUAAAAAAACAAAUAUAUAUUAUAUAUAAAUAUUAUAAAUAAUGAUUACUAACAAAUAUUGUUUGUGUGUGUUGAGUGUGUGUGGGUGUGUGUGAGUGUAUGUGUAAAUUUAUCUUGGAGAUAAAAAAACUAAUAAUGAAAAUAAAAAUUUUUUGUCAGUUGAUUCUGACAGUGCAAUUUUGCUGAGGACAAAAUUGAAAGUGAAAUUUAAAAAAAAAGAAAAAACAAAAAAAAAACCAAUUUUAUAAUCUUAAAAUUAAGGGUGAAUGAUAAUCAUGUUUCACUUGACUCAUAAAAUUUAAAUUUUUUUUUUAAUUUUUUUUUUCAGUCCAAGUGAUUUAUCAUUUUUUUUGGUUGUUUUGUAACGUACUGUGUAACAUUUAAUAAUUUUUUUUUGUAGACUUUUUUUCGUCGUUGAUUAGGAGCAGAUAAAAAAAAAUUAGAUUUAUUAGCUUUCUCCAUAUAUUUUUUUUUUUUGUUGAGAUAACGAUUAUAUAUAUAGAUAACACAAUUGUAUUGCACUCCUUCAAAAAAGGAAAUUUAACUGUUGAGCAGCACUUAUCGCUCAUUACACAAAGGGAAAAACAAAUAAAAUGUUUGGGAAAUUAGUAAACUAUAUAAAAUGACAAAAUAAAAAAAACAUAACAAUGGGUAACAGGCA
Aphidius gifuensis is the source of this 3551-nucleotide messenger RNA. RefSeq names its product fizzy-related protein homolog (gene fzr). Gene Ontology annotation, molecular function: protein binding; ubiquitin ligase activator activity; anaphase-promoting complex binding. The record is from RefSeq and is a predicted model, not a curated record. Gene Ontology annotation, biological process: positive regulation of anaphase-promoting complex-dependent catabolic process; positive regulation of ubiquitin protein ligase activity; anaphase-promoting complex-dependent catabolic process. NCBI's taxonomy places the organism in Eukaryota, Metazoa, Arthropoda, Insecta, Hymenoptera, Braconidae. The coding region runs from base 779 to 2305 and encodes 508 amino acids. Gene Ontology annotation, cellular component: anaphase-promoting complex. The transcript has a single exon.